AAGACUGAAAUCCAUAAAUGUCAUCAUUAUUUUGAACUGGUUAAAUUUUAGAUCGUCAUUUGAUUGUUUACUAAUAUAUUUACAUCUAUUUAUUUAUUGUGUUUAUUGGUUUUAAGAUGAAUUCGGUCAUUAACUUGUUUACCAAGAAUGGUAAGUUGCUUUCCUUGGCUUCAACCAGCCAUUUACCUUCGGUAAGAAUAACCAGUACAUCAAACAAUCAGGCUGCCGCUGCUGCAGCUGCUGCUGCUACCUCUGAGGUACCUGAAAAGCGGAUUAAAAAGUUCAUGGUCUAUCGAUGGAAUCCUGAAACACCUGAAGUUAAACCCUACAUGCAGACAUAUGAGGUUGAUCUAAAUACAUGCGGUCCUAUGGUGCUUGAUGCUUUGAUUAAAAUCAAAAAUGAAUUGGAUCCUACUUUGACUUUCAGACGAUCUUGCAGGGAAGGUAUAUGUGGUUCUUGUGCUAUGAAUAUUGGAGGUGGUAAUACUCUUGCCUGUAUCAGCAGAAUUGACACCAGUGUCGAAAAACCGAUGAAGAUCUAUCCAUUACCUCAUAUGUAUGUGGUUAAGGACUUGGUUCCUGAUAUGAACCAUUUCUACGAGCAAUAUCGAUCGAUUCAGCCUUGGCUACAAAAGAAAGAUGAAACUGGUUUUGGUAAGAAACAAAAUCUUCAAAGUGUUGAUGAUCGUAAGAAACUUGAUGGUCUAUAUGAAUGUAUAUUAUGCGCUUGUUGUUCAACAUCUUGUCCAAGCUAUUGGUGGAAUAGUGACCGAUACUUGGGACCUGCUGUACUCAUGCAAGCAUACCGAUGGGUAAUUGAUUCAAGAGAUGAAUCAACUGAAAAAAGGCUGGAUCAAUUGAGGGAUCCCUUCUCACUUUAUCGAUGUCAUACAAUCAUGAAUUGUUCCAGGACCUGUCCUAAGAACUUGAAUCCUGGUCGAGCAAUCGGUGAACUGAAGAAGCUUCUCGCAGGCUGGUCUAAGAAGAGUGAGCCUCAGAUAUCUGGACAAGUCUAAUUCUGCUGUAAUAAAGCCCCCAAGUAACUGGUUCAACAAUUUGACUUACCAAUUGAUAUUCGCGUGUUUUAAUGUCUUAUCCGCUUGUUUGAUUGUUUUUGAUCUAAACGACCAUCAAUAUGCAUCAAAUUAUUAUAAUUCGAUCAACUCAAAUAAGUUUAGAUGGAUAAUUUGACGCAAUAAGUAGUAACAAUUAUUAUUAAUCUAUGUCAGAGUUGUCUUGAUCUACUCAUCAAAUAAUCAUUGCUUCAAUAUCAGACUGCGGCUAGACUUUCAUUGAAUGUCAAUAGUCAACUUGUUGAGAUUUACUUGAGUGCGAAUUAUCUUUAGAUAAAUAAUGUUAACAAAGCAUGUAAUAAAAUUAAAUAAAUUUUUAUCUUUAC
This is a messenger RNA of Tetranychus urticae (two-spotted spider mite), 1399 nucleotides long. Its product is annotated as succinate dehydrogenase [ubiquinone] iron-sulfur subunit, mitochondrial. Gene Ontology annotation, molecular function: oxidoreductase activity; 2 iron, 2 sulfur cluster binding; electron transfer activity. Gene Ontology annotation, cellular component: mitochondrial membrane. Gene Ontology annotation, biological process: tricarboxylic acid cycle; aerobic respiration; respiratory electron transport chain. Lineage: Eukaryota; Metazoa; Arthropoda; Arachnida; Trombidiformes; Tetranychidae. The record is from RefSeq and is a predicted model, not a curated record.